AUGCAAGGUUUUGAUAUCGUGGCGGGAGGCCAGCUGGCUUCUUUGCCAGCCUUCAAAGAAAAAUUUGGCAUCAAACACGACGGUACUUACAUUAUUCCGGCGCACUACCUCUCCGCCUGGAACUCCAUUGCGCCCGCGACCGAAGUCGUUACAACUUUCAUUUUUGUACCGCUUCUAGAUAAGUUCGGCCGCAAAUGGGGCAUUCUCGCUGCCAUGCUUAUAUCAUGUGCUGGUGUUGUUCUCCAACAAAUGGCAGACAAUUGGCGAGUACAUCUGGCUGGCCGGGGCGUCAACGGCAUCGCCAUCGGAAUGAUGUUUACAAUUUCACCAUUGUGGAUCGGCGAGACAUGUCGCCCGGAGCUCCGUGGCUUCUUCCUUUGUUUUUUCAACACCAGUAUUGUCGUUGGACAGUUUGCUAUUGUCAUAGUCGCCGAGGGCAGCAGCCAUAUCACCACAAAAUGGCAGUGGUGGCUCCCUGUUGUUGCCAUGUACUUCUUCCCUCAAUCACCAUACUGGCUGAUUCGCCAUGGCCGCCCCGACGAUGCGAAGAAAUCAUUGCGCCGUAUCUACGGAUUCAAGGAAGCCGAAUACUACGACAUCGAGGUAACUCGGAUUCAGGAAGAAAUCCGUCUUACCAGCCAGCUGCACGGCUAUGACGAUUCCAAGCCACCUCGGCGCUUCUUAGGAGUACGAGUCGAAGAGGAAUUGCAGUGUUUUGAUAAAAUGAACCGAAAACGCACAUUCACGGCAAUCUUCUGCGCAUCAGCACAGCAAAUGAUCGGUGCAACAUUUGUGAUUGGAUACGCAACGUACUUUUUGCAACUCAUUGGCAUCGGCAACUACUUUGCGGCUUCUUCUGCCCUCUACGCCGUCAUGCUGCUGUCCAGCAUUGCGGCCUUCCCCCUUACCGAAAUGUACGGUCGCCGAUUUCUCAUUGUUCGCCCUCAGUUCGUCUUGUGUUUCAUGCUUCUCAUUAUUGGCAUCUUGGGCUGCGUUCCCAACAAGGCCAAGGCAAGCUGGGGCAUCGUGGCCAUUCUUUAUGUUUGGGCAAUCAUCUACCAGCUAUCGAUCGGCGCGACCGGCUUCGUGUUAGCCUCUGAGGUUGCCACAAUGAGACUUAGGGCGGCGACACAGGGUCUGGUCACCAUUACGAACUCCAUUUGGGGUCUGAUUAGUAAAUUCCUCUCCCCGAAGACACGCGCCAUUGCUGAGAAACUCAUUCCGCUGACUUUGAAUGAUCUAGUGCAAUUCACCGUCCCAUACAUGAUCAACACAGAUGCAGGGAAUUUAGGAGGCAAGGUUGGUUUUAUUUUCCUUGGUCUUGGACUCAUGGCUGCUGUCGGUGGCUAUUACCUGUUUCCAGAGACGAAAGGCCUUUCGUUUGAACAGAUCGAUGAGCUCUACGCGAUGAAGGUACAUCCUAAGCACUUCAAGAAAGUCGCGGAAGAAGCAGCUGGCCGCCACAUCAUCCCCGAAUUCAAUAUGCCCUCCGUACUUGCCGACAAGGAAGGUGUCCAGGUCGAGACCGUUUAG
Messenger RNA from Sporothrix schenckii 1099-18, 1533 nucleotides. RefSeq names its product MFS transporter. The record is from RefSeq and is a predicted model, not a curated record. Gene Ontology annotation, biological process: transmembrane transport; carbohydrate transport. NCBI's taxonomy places the organism in Eukaryota, Fungi, Ascomycota, Sordariomycetes, Ophiostomatales, Ophiostomataceae. Gene Ontology annotation, cellular component: membrane. Gene Ontology annotation, molecular function: carbohydrate:proton symporter activity. Bases 1 to 1533 code for a protein of 510 amino acids. The transcript has 2 exons.